Molecule: messenger RNA, 843 nt
Organism: Schistocerca cancellata (South American locust)
Lineage: Eukaryota; Metazoa; Arthropoda; Insecta; Orthoptera; Acrididae
Product: speckle-type POZ protein homolog
Exons: 3
Coding region: 103-843 (246 amino acids)
Biological process (GO): proteasome-mediated ubiquitin-dependent protein catabolic process; regulation of proteolysis
Cellular component (GO): cytoplasm
Molecular function (GO): ubiquitin protein ligase binding
Source: RefSeq, a predicted model, not a curated record
AGCAGCCUGGAGGGAAGCAGCGUGCCACGUUGUCCUGCCUGCCCAGACGGAGCUUGUGUAUCUUGUGUCUGCACGGGAAUACCUCAGAAAGAAUCGUCCGCAAUGGAAGCAGUUAAGGACAUCACAGAGACGGUGGCUGUCGACCUGGGGGACCUGCUGGACGCCGGGGACGACGCCAUGGUGAUACUCGAGGCAGGUGACACUCGGCUGGUGGUGCACAGGGCCGUCCUCGCGGACAGGAGCCCCGUAUUUGCGGCCAUGUUCGCCCACGACACCCUCGAGGCCUGCACUGGCGUGGUGAGGAUUGCCGACAUCGGGGGCCCGGUGCUGAGGCAGCUCGUCUCCUACCUGUACACCCAGCGGGCCCCCCAGCGGCCCGGCACGGCCCCCCAGCUGCUGACUGCAGCGGAUAAGUACGGGGCGUCGGGGCUGAAGGCGGAGUGCGAGCGGCAGGUGGCCGCUCAGCUGACCGUGGAGACCGCGGCGGCCGCGGCCGUCCUCGCAGUCCGCCACUCCUGCAGUGACCUCAGGCGAGCAGCCAUCGAAUUUAUUAAGACUCGUACCCACGAGGUGAUGGCCACUCAGGGGUGGGCAGAUGCGAUGCGGAAGCAGCCGGAAGACUUGAUCGAAGUGAGCCGGUUGCUGUACGAUCCACCACCACAAACCAGUGCACCAGUCGUUACAGAGCCGAGGACCACCACCACCAGCACCACAACCACAACCAGAACCACCACCACCACCGCUGCCACCGCCACCUCUGCCAGCGCACCUCACCAGACACCUGCUGCUGCGCGGCCCACGACUCCUCAACCUGAUGAGGCCACUGUCUCUCAAAUGCGGUGA